Plectropomus leopardus (leopard coralgrouper) is the source of this 624-nucleotide messenger RNA. NCBI's taxonomy places the organism in Eukaryota, Metazoa, Chordata, Actinopteri, Perciformes, Serranidae. The record is from RefSeq and is a predicted model, not a curated record.
GUCGGUCUUUUCCCUCUUCAGUGUUGUCAGGGCGGUAGGCCUUCGCUCUGUCUCUGAAACAUUUAACAUCGAACCAGCAAAAUGAUCAUCUACAAGUGCGUCAUUAGCAAUGAUGAGAUGUUCUCGGACAUCUACAAAAUCACUGUAUCCAAAAACGGCAUCUUCUACGAAGUUGAAGGAAAGUCCACCACCAGGACAGAAAAUUUUGAUGAUGCACUAAUUGGGGCCAAUGCCUCUGCUGAGGAAUUAAAAGUGACAGAGGGCACUGACGCAUCCUCAGUUUCUGGUGUAGACAUCAUCCUUAACCACAAACUGCAGGAGACGGGCUUUGACAAGAAGAGUUACACAGCUUACAUCAAAGACUACGUGAAGGCCAUUAAGGCUGAGCUGGAAAAGAACAACCCAGAGAGAGUGGAGGCCUUUGUGAAAGAAGUUGGACCAGAAGUUAAGAAGAUCAUGUCAAACAUAAAAAACUACCAGUUUUUCACAGGAGAGUCCAUGAACGCAGAGGGCAUGGGACUGCUAGACUACCGUGAGGACGGCACCACGCCAUUCAUGCUUUUCUUCAAAGAUGGUCUGGUGGAAGAGAAAUGCGUGAGUACUCAGCUCAGUCUCUGCGUAUAA